Molecule: messenger RNA, 3981 nt
Organism: Toxorhynchites rutilus septentrionalis
Lineage: Eukaryota; Metazoa; Arthropoda; Insecta; Diptera; Culicidae
Gene: Hr96
Product: nuclear hormone receptor HR96
Exons: 4
Coding region: 497-2830 (777 amino acids)
Biological process (GO): negative regulation of transcription by RNA polymerase II; positive regulation of transcription by RNA polymerase II; cell differentiation
Molecular function (GO): nuclear receptor activity; RNA polymerase II cis-regulatory region sequence-specific DNA binding; zinc ion binding
Source: RefSeq, a predicted model, not a curated record
UGUUUUCGUUCUGCUCUUCUCACGCGCACUGGUUGGCUGAUUUGUGCGAAUCCUGACUCAUAUGGUGCGUGUUUACUACGCGAAAAAGAACAAAUUUAGCCAAGCCUUUUUAUGUUUAAUUGAUUGUAAUCAGCUUGUUUAUUUGAUUAGAGCUCACUCUAUCGAGGGACGAACAGAAACGGAGUGUUUUCGGAACAGAGGAGGAAGAAAAAACAGCUGGCAGAAUACUGUUACUUCGCAGUGGGUGAGAAAUGAUUUCAUCGGAUGUUAGUUAACCGGAUCAUCCGAGCCCGUGGUCUGCAUGGAUUAGUGCACGAUGAAUGACACCUUGUCAUGACAGAAGUGACGUGGGGUCAUCAUGAAUACAUUGACUGCGGUGGGGAACGAUUUCGUCGAUAAGCUCCCCUAGCCUUAGUGUAGUAAACAGUGAAAGGUAGAAACAAAAAAAUUGUAUUGAUAAGCAGCCGGAGUACUGAGAUAAGCCGAGGUGGUGAUUAUGAGUGCCGAAAGUUCGGAUACAACGAAUUCAGUUGACACGAUGGCGCAAGGAGGGGCCAAUAACAAAAUCUGCAGCGUUUGCGGUGACAAAGCGUUGGGUUACAACUUUAACGCGAUGACCUGCGAGAGCUGUAAAGCAUUCUUCCGGCGCAAUGCUCUUUCCACGAAGGGUUUCACCUGUCCAUUCAACGAGGUCUGUGAGAUCACAGUGGUAACGAGACGAUUUUGUCAGAAAUGUCGGCUGGACAAGUGCUUUCAGGUGGGAAUGAAGAAGGAAUAUAUUAUGUCGGAGGAGGAUAAGGCCCUGAAGAGGAAAAAGAUCGAACAGAACAGAGCGAAGAAGAGAAAGGCGAAUGAUACCGGUGCCGGAGGAAACAGUGUCCAGCAUGAGUCUGGUGAGAUAGUGGAAUUUGAGUUACCUACAAAAAUUAAGCGCGAGGGAAACGAUUCCGAUAGCUGGAGCAAUUCACCUUCUGACUAUGCUUCGGUCGAAACUAUGCAUCAGACGGCAUCUUCGAUGCAAAAUUUAACGGUUUCUAAUAUGAACGGUUAUAAUAGUGUGCCUUUAUCUAAUGAGAUGUGUAGUCCAUCGCCAGCAAUGUAUGAUGCUAUUCAGACUCAUAGUCAUGGAGGAGAAUCAUCGUCCCCUUCACAGCCUGGCGAGUCGAUUUUUACGACAAAUAAUUUCAGCGAGUUACCACAAUCUGUGAGACUAACGGUUGACUCAAGUCCGGAAGAUAUCGUUAAUCGAAUUGUUAACUAUCCUACCCAGGCAAGCCAGACGAUUGCAACACUAAUGAAAACACCGAAAGACGCUGUUUUCAUUAUGUCCAAAAUUAUCAACUCCCAGUGUGAUGCGCUGAAACUGAUAUCGCACUUUAUAACUGCACCUGGCGAUGCACUGCAAAUAAUCAGCAAGAUAAUGAACUCUCCUCUGGACGCUUUGACGGUGUUUGCGCAAUUUAUGAGUUCACCUACCGAUGCUCUGCAAAUUAUCGGGAAAAUAAUGAGCUCUCCAGCGGACGUUCUUCUGUUUAUGCAGCAGCUGAUGAAUCAGCCAGAGGAUGCGGUUCAAAUCAUGAACAAAUUCAUGAGUUCUCCGGCGGAAGCGCUGCACAUGAUCAAUAAAAUGAUGAACCAUUCGGAGGUCAUCGAGACCAUCAAAGAAGCCGCCGACACGUCGCAUUUCGACGAAGAAGAUCAGCUUGACGUGGUUCCGCCAAAAGUACCUUCGAGCGAAGUGCCCCAUCCGAAUCCAGCAAGCGGAGCAUCUCCUUCGUCAACCUCAUUCUGUGAGCCUACCUUCAGUACGCUAGAUCCAUUCUUCACCGGUGUCUCUCCGGAGUUCCACACCGAGUGUGCUCCACAAAAUUCCGAUCUUAGUUUUUUCGAGGACAUCGAGAGGGGACCCAUCCUUCCGAACACCCUGCAGUCGAUUCUGGUUCAGGCAAUUCGACUCGAGUACGAGGGUUUCAAUGUUGGAUCCGUCGCUGCGUCGUCAGCCCCAACAGUUUCGUCAGUCCCAAAGCAUCAACCGGCAUCGCCGCAUCAGCAGCAGCAGCAGCAGAAGAUGGGACUGGGCAAUAGCAUCGAACUGAAUGAUGCCGAGCGGGCUAAACUUAACGAGCUGAUUGUGGCGAAUAAGGCGCUCUACGCGCCGGUGGACGAGGACCUGGCGACGCUCAUAUCGGAAGACUGUCGCAUAAAGUCCAACCAGAACCAGCACGACCCGUUGCUGCUGAAAGUGAUUAACCUCACGGCCAUCGCCAUCCGGCGACUCAUCAAGAUGUCCAAGAAGAUAAGCGCAUUCAAAAAUAUGUGCCAGGAGGAUCAGCUAGCUCUGCUGAAGGCCGGCUGCACGGAGAUGAUGAUUCUCCGUUCGGCGAUGCAGUAUGACUGUGAUAGGGCAAGUUGGAAGAUCCCCCACAGCCAGGAGGAGAUGUCCAACAUCCGGGCCGAUGUGCUGAAGCUUGCCAAAGGCAAUGUGUACCAGGAGCAUGAACGCUUCAUUCGUACCUUCGACAAGAGGUGGCGCUCGGACGAGAACAUAAUCCUAAUAAUGUGUGCCAUAACGCUGUUCUCGCCGGACCGACCGAAAACGAUACAUUCCGAUGUGAUAAAGCUGGAACAGAAUUCGUACUACUACUUGCUGCGCCGAUACCUGGAAAGUAUAUACUCGGGAUGCGAGGCGCGCUCAGUUUUCCUCAAGCUGAUGCAGAAAAUCUCCGAACUGCACAGGUUGAAUGAUGAAAUCAUAAGUGUUUAUCUGAACGUAAACCCCGCCCAGGUGGAGCCGCUGCUGAGGGAGAUUUUCGAUUUGAAAGUUCACUAGUGGUGUGUGAUUGAUUGAUAGGAAUCAUCACAAGGAAAAACCACAUACAACUAUUAGCGUUAGCGUUGUUUCAUAGCUGGUUCUACUGAAAAACAAUGCCAGUUCCAUAGGUAGCUUUCUGAAAGCCUAGUGAUUCGUUGUUGAGUGAAGCUUUAAUGGAUUAUAUAUAUAGAGUUUAUGUAUUUAUAGCGAUGUAUUUUUACAGCAGGAGGCAGAGAGAAGAAGUGGUACCAGUGCUAGAUUUUAAGAAACGUAACUGUUUACGAAUAAAAUAUAUACACAGAAAACCCCUUUUUUCUCCCAUUCGUUUAUUUUUAUUUAGUCGUGUACAUUACGGUGGAUGUACGGGAAAAAAUUCAUCAUCGAAUUUCAAAAACCGACCGUGUACAUUUUGUUUAUUGGCCCCAAAAAAAUGAUCUGUGCAAAGUUUCAGCUCAAUCGAACAUGAUUUAGGGGUGCCUCAAAGCGGUCAAAGUUUUGAUUUUUUGCAAAUGGUUGGAUGACGAGUUUUGGUAGAAAUACUAGGAAUUUUAUAUUAAAAUGUAAUUAUAAGGGUAGAUUAGAAGAUCAAUCAAUGAACAGUUCUGCGAUUGGACCCAUGAACGUGCGCUUAGCAAGAAAACGUGAAUGUGAUAAGGAAAAAUAAAUUUUUGGUGGGACGAAGUUUGCCGGAUCAGCCGGGUGUACUUUUAUAUUAUUUAGUAAUCGAUAAUUAUCUUUAAUUUAUAAAAUAAUUUAUCAUUGAAUACUUAUUUGUAUGACCUAUGUUUUUUUCUUUAAUUAACCCUCUCACAGAUCGAGAAUCAGAAGUUUUGUUUUGAGAAGGCUGAAUUACAUAACUAAGACAAACUGAAUGAAAUUGAAGAAAAAAAUGUUUCUGGAGUUUUUGCAUUUACAUUUAUAUUUUCUUAAAAAAAGUUUAGAAUAGGAAAAUUACAGAGACUCGCACAGUCUGUGACAUACGGGUUAUGAUUUUGCACGCGAGUAUAGGAGGGUUAAAACUAUGUUUUAUUGUCUGGUACUACACUCAUUUUCUAAUGAUUUUUUGAUACAGUCAACGUUGGUAGACCGCGGAAUAACAUCUGGACAUUUAAUCGCCCGUAAUACCCAAAAGUUUGGCCACCCCUGGUAUAUACGCAUCAGGCGAUUGA